Molecule: messenger RNA, 942 nt
Organism: Bufo bufo (common toad)
Lineage: Eukaryota; Metazoa; Chordata; Amphibia; Anura; Bufonidae
Product: olfactory receptor 2G3-like
Exons: 1
Coding region: 1-942 (313 amino acids)
Biological process (GO): G protein-coupled receptor signaling pathway
Cellular component (GO): membrane
Molecular function (GO): G protein-coupled receptor activity; olfactory receptor activity
Source: RefSeq, a predicted model, not a curated record
AUGGAGAACUCCAACCAAACACUUCCAAGAUGGUUCACCCUGAUAGGAUUAUCAACUGUCCCUCACCUCCAGGCUAUAGGGUUCCUUGUAUUUGUGGUGAUAUACAUGAUCACAAUAUCGGGGAAUUGCCUUCUUCUCAUUACUGUAAGGAUCAGCCCAAUGUUACACACCCCUAUGUACUUCUUCCUCAGUAAUCUCUCUUUCAUUGACAUCUUUUUCUCCUCCACUGUAGUUCCUGUAAUACUCAUAAAUACUCUAUCCACAGACAAGAGUAUUUCAGUAGGAGGUUGUGUCUUUCAGAUGUUCUUCUCAUUAGUACUUGGGGCAGCAGAGUGUGUCUUACUUGCCGUCAUGGCUUAUGAUAGGUUUGUAGCCAUUUGUAGACCAUUGCAUUACAGCAGUAUUAUGAACAUGAGGUUUUGCAUCAUCUUAGCCUUAAUACCAUGGAUGAUUGGUUUCAUAAAUUCCUUUAUACAAGUGUCCAUCACCUGGAGACUUCCCUUCUGUAGGACUCAUCAUGUCAACCAUUUCUUUUGUGAAGUGCCUCCUUUCAUACGAUUGUCCUGCAGAGAUCCUUGGCUUAACGAAAUAGCCAUGUAUGUAGCAGCCGGGAUCAUUGUUUUGUGUUGUUGUCUGUUGACUUUGAUUUCCUAUGUAUAUAUCAUCUCCACCAUUUUGAAAAUCCAUUCCUCACAAAAAAGACAUGCUGUUUUUUCUACCUGCGCCUCCCACCUCACUGUUGUCACCCUGUAUUAUGGAGCCAUCAUGUCCAUCUAUCUUCAGCCUCGAUCAUCUCAAUCUCUGGAGGCAAACAAGACUAUAUCCGUUCUCUAUACUGUGGUCACUCCAAUGUUAAAUCCCAUCAUCUACAGCAUCAGAAAUAAGGAUGUUAAGAAGUGUAUAACAACCAAUAUAAAAAAACUUGCAAAACUGCUGACGUGA